AUGCAGCUGUUAUACAGGACUUUGUUGCGAACAGUAAAUCUGCAGGCAGCGCAGCAGUCGCAGCAGCAGCAGCAGCAGAAGCCACAGCAGCACCCGGCGCACCAGAAGCUCACUGCCCAGUGUCAGUGCGGUCCCUUGAAAGCAUCUGCAAACAAAAGAACAACUGCUGAAAGAAGAGCAGCUAGAGAGAAGACAGAAGACACAGAUGCAACAACUGCAGAGGCCGCCGCAGCCACUGCAGCUCGCCACAUUUCAGUGGCAGCAGAGGAUCCGCACAUUCCUGCAGCAGCAGAAAAGCUGGCCUUGGCAGCAAAGCAGCAAGAUCUAUAA
This is a messenger RNA of Eimeria necatrix, 330 nucleotides long. RefSeq lists its product as hypothetical. Lineage: Eukaryota; Apicomplexa; Conoidasida; Eucoccidiorida; Eimeriidae. The transcript has a single exon. Bases 1 to 330 code for a protein of 109 amino acids. The record is from RefSeq and is a predicted model, not a curated record.